AUGGGCGUGAUCCUCGAAACCGGUCCCGACGAAUACAGACGCACCGGACUUUCAGAUUCAUUGUGCUCACAUCAGUACAUCGAAUUUUAUCGUUGUGUAUCCUCCCGUAUCACAGACGGAGUCCUUGCUCUUCCUGCCUAUCUCAAAGAUGCCGGAUAUCAAAAUCCCUCUAAUGGCAACGAUUGUGCUUUUCAGCUUAAAUAUAAUACAAAGUCUCAUUUCUUUGACUUCAUCAAAUCUAACCCAAAGGUCGCUGCUGAAUUUCAUAACAACUUGAGUACUUACAGCCAAGGAAGACUUAGCUGGACGGAUCCUAGCAUUUACGACGUGACCCAACUUAUUCAAGGCAUGAAGAUUGGAGAGGAUGAAGUGGUACUGGUGGAUGUGGGAGGUGGCCAGGGACACGAUAUCUCUGAGUUCCGUCGCCAGUUGCCUAAUAUAACAGGAGCCCGUGCCUACUUCAUGCAUCGUAUCUUUCACGAUUGGGCUGAUGAGGAGAGCCGCAAAAUUCUAAAGAACCUCACUCCUGCAAUGAAGCGUGGAUAUAGCAAGCUUUUGAUCCAUGAGCAGGUUAUCCCAGAAACCAGGGCCAACUGGGAGAGUACCAGCCUGGAUCUCAUGAUGAUGGCUCAACUAGGGGGUAUGGAACGAUUGGCUGCUGACUGGAAGAGUUUGUUGGAGUCCGUUGGGUUGAAGAUCACCAAGAUUUGGACUCCCCAGACAGGUGAUGAGAGUUUAGUUGAGUGUGAACUCGCCUAG
Penicillium atrosanguineum is the source of this 759-nucleotide messenger RNA. RefSeq lists its product as uncharacterized. Gene Ontology annotation, molecular function: O-methyltransferase activity. The transcript has 3 exons. Lineage: Eukaryota; Fungi; Ascomycota; Eurotiomycetes; Eurotiales; Aspergillaceae. The coding region runs from base 1 to 759 and encodes 252 amino acids. The record is from RefSeq and is a predicted model, not a curated record.